Messenger RNA from Cutaneotrichosporon oleaginosum, 3348 nucleotides. RefSeq lists its product as uncharacterized. The record is from RefSeq and is a predicted model, not a curated record. Gene Ontology annotation, molecular function: nuclear import signal receptor activity. Gene Ontology annotation, cellular component: cytoplasm; nucleus. NCBI's taxonomy places the organism in Eukaryota, Fungi, Basidiomycota, Tremellomycetes, Trichosporonales, Trichosporonaceae. Gene Ontology annotation, biological process: protein import into nucleus.
GCUCACUAUCUCGUCGCCGCCGGCACCCCCCUCUUAGCCACCGUCCUCCCUCCCCCCUUCAUCCAUCUCACCCUCAUCACUGCCAACGACAACAGCUUCUCUGUCACGGCUAGUCGACCUCACAUUCUCCUCCCUUCUCUCCUAUCCCCUCGCCCUUCUCUCGUUCCACGCCACAAUCUAUCACGGGCCAUUUGGACAUUCAAGCUCGACCCACGCAGUUUGGCCCACACAAGUUCCAGAUCUAUCUUUCAGCUCCAAAUCUCGCCACGCCCCCUUGACUUUCCCUCCAAACAGCCAUGUCGUCUUGGACUCCCGCCCAGGAUGGGCUUCAAGAGGUCCUCGGCAUGCUCCGCGACUCUGCUAGUUCAGACCCCAACGUUCAGAAACAUGUCGCCACGCGCCUCAAAGAGUUGAGAUUCAUCCCAAAUUUCCUCGCCUACCUCGCGCACAUCCUCGUCUUCGCCACCGGCGAGGCCGGCACGCACCGCGCAGUUGCGGGUCUAGUGCUCAAGAACGCUCUUAUUGAGCGGAGUGGCCAGCCCGUCACGGAUGGUGAUGCGCAAGCGAUGGAGUAUGUCAAGCAGGCGUCCCUUGCUGGUCUGCAGGAGGCGGACAAGAUGAUACGCCACACCUCUGGAAGUGUCGUCAUGGCCAUUCUCUACACCGAGAACACUGGCGCUUGGCCACAAGCGCUCGAUGUCCUCACAAAGGGCCUGAGCUCGCAGGACGAAAACCUCGUCGAGGGUGUCCUCAACACGUUCCAGAAGGUUGCCGAGGACUGCCCUCAGCGUCUCGACAUUACUAUCCAGGGGACCAACUUGUUUGAACACCUCGUCCCCCAGUUCAUCCAGUUUACUGGCCACUCGGACCCCCGUAACCGUCUUUAUGCGCUCGAGACGCUCCAGUGCCUCAUCGCGUUGCGCACGCCCGCCCUCAUGGCCCAGCUCGAGAGCUACCUCCAGGCCCUUUUUGCUCGCGCCUCUGAUGAGUCUGCCGACGUUCGCCGCACCGUUUGUGCUGCCCUUGGCCUCAUUCUUGCCAGCCGCCCGGACAAGCUUGUGCCACAGAUGAAGAACGUUGUCGACUACAUCGCCUACUGCACCAAGGACGACAACGAGGCGGUCGCGCUCGAGGCGUGCGAAUUCUGGCUCACGUUCGCCGAGGACCCCUCCCUCAAGUCACAGAUGCAGCCGUACCUCGACAAGAUCGUUCCUCUUCUCUUGGAGGGCAUGGUCUACUCCGAGGUUGACCUCCUCUACCUUGACAAUGAUGAGGAUGACGAGGCCGUCCCGGACAAGGAGACCGACAUUAAGCCUCACCUCUACAGCGGCAAAGCUCACGGCGUUGGCGAGUCCAAUGACACGUCGUCGGCGCAGAAGGGUGGCCAGUCGCGCGAGGCUGCUGAGCAGGCCUUUGACGAUGAUGAUGAUGAUGACGAUGACUAUUAUGACGAUGAUGACGACGACGCCUCUGCGGAGUGGAACAUCCGCAAGUGCUCGGCCGCCGCGCUCGAUGUCAUGGCCGUCUCGUUCCGUGGCGAGUUGCUCAACAUCCUUCUCCCCUACCUCAAGGAGCGGCUAUUCAACGAGGACUGGACCUACCGCGAGAGUGGUAUCCUUGCUCUGGGUGCUAUUGCCGAGGGCUGCAUCGAGGGUCUUGAGCCUCACCUCCCCCAGCUCGUCCCUUGGCUCAUCGAGGCGCUCAAGGACCGCAAGGCGCUGGUCCGCUCCAUUACUUGCUGGACUCUUGGCCGCUACUCCAGCUGGGUCGUUGCCGUCUCAACCGAAAACAAGCAGACCUUUUUCCUUCCGACCAUGGAGGGUCUCCUCCAGAUGGUCCUUGACGGCAACAAGCGCGUCCAGGAGGCUGGCUGCAGUGCGUUUGCCACUCUCGAAGAAGAGGCUGGUGGUGAACUCGUGCCUUUCCUCGAACCCAUCCUUCGGAACCUCACUUAUGCGUUCACCAAGUACCAACAGAAGAACUUGCUCAUCCUCUACGACGCCAUCGGCACCCUGGCCGACUCGGUCAUGAACGCUCUCGGCACUGAGCAGUACAUGGAGAUUAUCAUGCCUCCCCUUAUCGACAAGUGGAUGAAGCUUAGCGACAGCGACCCAGAUCUCGUCCCUCUCCUUGAGUGUCUCUCGUCCGUCACCCUCGCUGCUGGCAAGGCGUUUGGCCCGUAUGCUGCGCCAGUCUACCAGCGCUGCGUCACCAUCAUCAGUACCUCGCUCAACCAGUGGAACGCGUACCUCGGCAACCCCAACGACGUGCUUGAGCCGGAUCGCACUUUCAUUGUCGUUGCGCUUGACCUUCUGUCCGGUCUGGCGCAGGGCCUUUCGGACCAGAUGCCUGCCCUUAUAGAAUCGGCGCAGCCUCCACUACUCUCUCUCAUCGCGGCGUGCCUGACUCACUUCGAGCCUCCAGUUCGCCAGUCGGCACACGCCCUCCUCGGCGACAUGGCUAUGACUUGCUUCCCCCUCCUCCGCCCCUACGUUCCGGACCUUAUGCCGGCGAUCAUGGAUCAGAUUAUCCCGGAGCCCCAGCAGGACAGCAUCAGCGUUUGCAACAACGCCGCCUGGGCAGCCGGUGAGAUCGCCAUACAGUACCAGGGCGACGCCGCCCCCAUUGAACCUUUUGUGGACGACCUCAUCAAGCGCCUUAUUCCCAUCCUUCUCAACCAGAAGUCACCCAAGUCUCUGUCUGAGAAUGCUGCAGUCACCAUUGGCCGUCUUGGUCUCGUAGCGCCCGACCGUGUCGCCCCGCACCUUGGCACUUUCGCCCAAGCCUGGUGCACAGCGCUUUGGGAGAUCAAGGACAACGAUGAGAAGGACUCGGCGUUCCGCGGCUUCUGUAUGCUUAUUGUUAAGAACCCCGCUGGUCUCGAGAACAGCUUCAUUUGGUUCUGCAACGCUGUGUGCAAGUGGCAGCACCCCUCGCGUGAACUCGACGACAUGUUCCGCCAGAUUCUGCAAGCCUUCAAGAACCAGCUUGGUGCGCAGUGGGAGCAGCAAACCGCGUCGUUCCCAACCGUGAUCCGCGAGCGCCUCCGCGACCGCUACCAGGUAUAAUGUGCAUUGCUCGUGAUAGCAACGUUGUCGCCGACGAGGUGAUGCUCCGCGGCUCUGCCGUGCGCUUCCCCUUGCUGGCUCUGGUACCCACGCCGAAAUACCACCACCUUAGAUAGGCAUCACGCAUCAGAUACCCUCCAUACAUCUUUGUUGGCAACUACGUAGAAUCAUUACAUAGUCGGGCCCCACAUCCGACACCCUUUUCUCUCUCAACACUGCAUCUCCUCGACCGGCGCGAGGCAUUCACAAAAGGGGCCCAUCAUUCCAUAGCAUUUCAUAG